AUGCCGCACCCCGUCUGCGGCCGAGUGAAAAUCAACAGGACACCGCCCAGCAAAGCCGGCGAUGGCUGCCCGAGCCGGAGGAGGUGGCUGGCCGGCGGUGCUGGACCGCCCGCAGCCCCGAGUGGCUCCAGGGCUGUGGCCGGAGGGUGUGAUGCCGCAGGCCCUAGCGCCCUCGCCGCUGAACCCGCCUUCACGGCGGGGAAGCAGCAGCAGCAGAAAGAGGAGCUGACAGACGUGACGGCCGAGGAGUGCGGCACAGGUACUGGGCUGUCAGGGAGUAACGCUGCUGGCUUACGGGACGGUCAGUCGAGGUUGGGCCGGGUUCUGAGGAGAGAGGGAGCUGGUAAAAACGGGGGGUCCGGACGGGAAAGCCGCGCCGAGCCCGACGCGUCGGCGCCGCCGAGUGGGGAGAGGGGAGGAGUUGCUGCCGUGCCCGGGAACGGCCGGUCUGACGCCGGCCAGCGCGACGAAGCCGCCGAGGAUGAAGCGCCGAUCGAGAGGGCCGGGGAGCCACGAGCGGCGCGGCCGCGAUUCCGAGUCCGACGCCCCGGGCGCUCUGGGCGCCGGUUUCGCGGGCCGGGUCCGCCGGGCCCUCGGGAGACCAAGGGAGCACAGGGGCGCCUAGGAAGGCGAAUAAGGGAGUCUCCCACGGAGAAGCGUGUGGGCAGGUUGUGCCAGAAAAGGAUGGAAGUUCUCCGUUGUCCUCUGGUUUCCAAAGUCAGCUGCCGAAACAAGCUUGUUGGGUUUCACACUGGACUGAAGAGCCCAAGGAAGAAGAUGCAGGGAAACUCGGCGCCCACUCUGAAAGGUGUUGCUACUAACGUUUCAUCCUGUAAUGGUGGGGAUCCUUCUGAACCAGCUACUGGCUUGUCAGCAGAUGCAGACUGCUCGACUUUGAAAGAGGCGGUUGCCGGAGCUGAGGGACAGUGUGACGAUCUCGAGACAAAUGCUAGCAGGCUCCUGGGGACAGUGGAGGCAGGAUCUGGACAGGAGCUUAUCCCAGCUGCUCCCGGCUCCGAGGCCGGAAGUAAGGAGAGGGAGGAGGCACCCGACGGCGAGAAGCAGCAGCAAGGCCCAGCCAUGCCCAGCGCAGGCAGUGGAGCCACGGAGGACGGCUUCAACAGGUCGAAAUACUGCAAGUUCUUCUUCAGCGCCACCAUGAGCUGUUACCGGAAGCCCUGUCGGUUCCUGCACGUGCCGCUGCAGGGAGACGAGAAGUUUUGCAUGGAAGCUGUUGAGAUGUUCUUGAACACUUGUAAUCCAGAUUAUUUACAACGUGCAGUUGUUGUUUUUACAAGGUACUAUCAGAAUUCUUACCCUGGAGUUUAUUUUAAAUCCGAUGUCUUGCAAGUCCUGCUGUCAACACUGUUGAGGAAAGGUCUCUUUGGAGGUUUAUUUGCUGUGAUACAAGUUACCACAACGUUUGGAAUCUUGCCAUCCACCAGCCUCCUCCUUCAGGUGUAUAAAAAAGUGAAAAGGUUCGGCCACCAGGAGGCAGUACCAUUUCUUUUAGAAGUGACUUCUAAGUGCGUCGAGGCAGGUUUAGAACUCUCUGAGGACAACCUCUCCUUCAUGCAGCGCCAGCUCGAGCUCCUUCAGGCGCCCAGGCAGCACAUAGAUGUUAUUGUGUCCAUGAAAUCCAGGGCGCUGAAGGAAGAAGAGGAAGAAGGAGGGCAGUUUGACAUCGAUGAGGCUAUCGCUGAAUUAGAGCGAUGUAAAGAGCAGGAAGACUGGGCUACGCUGGGAAGUGUCUUCAACAGCGUGUGCGGCACCAGCGGGAGUCUCGCCAAUCUCAACAGAUUCUGUGCUUCUGUUGCUUCUGCACUUUUGAAAGACCUUGAGAGAACUCCACUGGUUCCUUUCUGUAAAUUUGUCGAGACAGUUUGUCAAGAAGGCCGAAUAAAUGAGCUGGGCAGAACUUUGCUUGGAAGAAUUGGAAUUUCUGUGAUGUUUGGGUACCACAAAACACAGCAGUGGACAAAGGGUCGGAAAUUGUUGGAAGCCUUAAACGGAAUGAAGAUCAACUUUUUUACGCUCAAAGGACUCCUGGGGCAUGAGCGCCACGUGUCCCUGUGCCAGGUUGUGAACGUUGCAGCAGAUAUCUACCUCAACACUGGGAGUGUGGAAGGCGCCAUAAACGUAUUGAAAGGUGGUGCUUCUGCUGAUGCAUUCAUGUUUUAACCGUGACUAAUUCU
Lepisosteus oculatus (spotted gar) is the source of this 2195-nucleotide messenger RNA. NCBI's taxonomy places the organism in Eukaryota, Metazoa, Chordata, Actinopteri, Semionotiformes, Lepisosteidae. The record is from RefSeq and is a predicted model, not a curated record.